AUGAAUUCGAAUCCGAUCAGACGAGCGAACCCACCAGCUUCUUCUACACAAAAACGAAGCGCUCGCCAUACACCCAAAACCGUCCUCCCCCCCACCAGUGUUCGCCAUCUAGAGGGCGACAGCAUGGGCAGUUGCAGUACCCAUCGCAUCCUCGAUUGGUUGGCCUCGAUUGAAGCCGGCUCGCUCUCCACCAUCUUGGCCAUCGAACCCCGCCGCCUACCGCCGCAAGAUCCUUGCCCUCCCUCUCGCUCUCGCAAGCGUCCUCAUCUUCUCCUCCGACCCGGCGCAGACUAUCCUACACCAACGAAGCGAUCUCGACCGUCCCUCCCAUCUCCAUCCACGUCCGCCUCCCAGACACACCAGCCCAAUUUGUAUCGAUGCAAACCUGCCGACGACCCAUCAGAAGCCUCGAUGCAGGACCCGAGUACGCCAACUCGCGGCGGUCAAAAGCGACCUCUCGAAGCAGACGAUGACGAUCUGGACGCAAGCAUGUCCACCGGUGGGCCCCAGACUCUCGACGCCCACGACAUGACCACGCCCAGGCCUGCCUUUACCCUCCGUGACAGCCGUACCCAGUUGUCGCGGGACAACAGCCAGUCCUCUCUAUCGCUACGGUCUGGAAGUACCAACCGAUCCGGAAACCAGUCCCCGACCAAGCAGCUGAAAGGGGCCGCCCUCGAUGAGUCGGGCUUCGUAGUCAAGACUUUCCUCGACACGUCGGUCUCUUUGCCGCCUUCGCUUAUGCAAUUGAAGCUGGACUUGGACAGGAUCAGGUUCGGCAUAGACCUGCUGCCGUCGCGAUGCCGCACUGAGCUCGGCCACCUGGUCUACCCCCAUGAGCGAUCUUCCAUACCACCGCACGCGUUCCGCGCCGACACCCCGGACACACAUUCAGCCAACCAAGACCAGCGCAUCCCGUCCCUCGCGUGGGUGAACAAGACUGUGAAGGAGGCUGCCAAGUGCGAGACGCUUCUUGAGGCCGAGGCUGCCUGGAACAACAAGGUGCAUGACAGGAUACUCUCCUGGCUCUGCCGUGCCGACGACGCCGAGGAAUUGCUGGACUAUGCCUACUGGUACGGCUUCAUACCCAUAUCUCGAAAAUCAACUGUUGUGGAGCCCGGGCUAACAUGUGAUGCGUCCGGCUGUAGUCCCUCCUCGCACAUAUUGAAGAAUUUCAAGCCCCUGUCAGCGCCAUCAAAGAUGAUCGACUAUUGCUUCAUCAUCCGACCCGACUACAAUGUCCCCGAUCUGAGCAGUCUUGUUGAUGACGUUCGUCAUGCCCGGCCCGGCAGAUCAAUCAACCACACCGACCUGGGCGAGCUGGACCGCAACCCGAUAGCGCUCUCAAUCGAGACUAAGCGUCUCCGGGAGGAUUGGGGCAAGGCGACGCUGCAGAUGGGGACGUGGCUGUCGGCCCAGUGGAGGAGCCUCGCCACGCUCGGGUGGCGGUCCACGUCGGCCAUCCAGUUUCUCCCGGGCAUCAUCGUCCAGGGCCACUACUGGCACUUUGUGGCCAGCGUCCGCCAGGGCUCGCAAGUCUUUCUGUUGACUGAUGUCUAUAUCGGCAGCACUGCGGACCAUUACGGCGUUUACCAGAUUACGUCAUCUCUCCACAUCCUCAAGCGGUGGUCUCUGGAAGUGUACUGGCAGGCUUUCAGGUCUGAACUGCUUCGUUUGUGA
Colletotrichum higginsianum IMI 349063 is the source of this 1680-nucleotide messenger RNA. RefSeq lists its product as uncharacterized. The record is from RefSeq and is a predicted model, not a curated record. Bases 1 to 1680 code for a protein of 559 amino acids. Lineage: Eukaryota; Fungi; Ascomycota; Sordariomycetes; Glomerellales; Glomerellaceae. The transcript is spliced from 2 exons.